Callithrix jacchus (white-tufted-ear marmoset) is the source of this 3576-nucleotide messenger RNA. RefSeq lists its product as uncharacterized. The record is from RefSeq and is a predicted model, not a curated record. Lineage: Eukaryota; Metazoa; Chordata; Mammalia; Primates; Cebidae.
AUGAUGAAUCCCGGAGAGCUUUACUUUUCCUGCAAAAUGAAAGUCAACUUACUUAAAGGAAAUUCAAUGACAAGAAAAGAAAGAAGAAAAAAAGGGAAAAAACGAGAAGAGGCCACAGUAAGAAAGGGAGGAAUUGGCAGGCUGGGAGUCCUGCACUGCUGGGUGCAGGCUGCAUCCGCUCAGCUGCGGCUUCAGAUCCGGGCAUACCUGUUCUCCUGGUGGUCCAGGAAGCUCCCGCUUCUCCUGCACGUUUGUAAGUGCCUGCUCCCGCUUGCUGGCCUCUCCCUGUUCCUGGGGCCUGCUCUGAUUUGUGCCUGUACCGAAAAACAAAGUUGUGGCCAAGCCCGGGCACGGUUGCAACCCGUCUGGCUGUGCGUGCGUCGGGGUGGUGCUGACACACCAGCCCCCCGCCACCUCAUACCCCUCCGGACUUUGGGCACUAAUUACCACACAAGGGAGGCCACAGCACUCAGGGCGGCUUUGCACCGGACGGCAGGUGCCCUUUGGCAUGAGCAGCCUAGGUGCUAUGGGUGGCGUGUUGAUGACGGGAAGCUUUCCACCUUGCUAACCCUCCAGUCGUUCGUGUACCUCAUCCUCACUGGAACCGGAACAAGAAUUUGGGACUCACCGAAGGGUGGGACUGAAAGAGCUGUAACACAAACGAUGCGGAAACACACCCCCUGCUUCCCACUGUGUGGACGGGGAGAAAGAGAAGGAGAGGAGAAGAGCUGCCGUCCUUCUGGGAGUGCAGACCCAGGGACUCUCAGAGCCAGGCCUAUGACACCCUCUUUGAAGUUCUGCGGAUCCUGGUGUCUCCGAAGCUCUUGGGCGCCACCAUGUUCCCCUCAUGCAGAUGCUAGUGCCCUCAGUGGAAGCCACUUGCGAACAUUUUAUGGGAGAUAUCCUCAAAUUGCUCAUCAUCACUUACCUACUGCACUCUACGCCAUGCAAGAAGUGCCUUUCACCUCCUGCCAUGAUUCUGAGGCCUUUCCAGUGACAGGAAGUCCUUUCUCCUCUCUCAACAUGACUGCCAUCAGGAAAAUUGGGACAGUGAGAGAAGAAUUAGAGAGAGAUGGAGUUAAAGUUUUGUCUCAGCUUGAUAUCACAAGGCCACCCUGACUGUGGAUGAUUCUGCCUCCAAAGAAGCAUGAAGUAAAGAUUACCAGAAGAAAAAGUUCCUUAUGUCAUCACUUCCUUGCUCUCACAGACUGUUAAGUGAUGGAGAAAAGUAAAGAUUCACAUUUCAGUGCCUAUUUGUAUUUUUGUACUACUGAGUUUGGAAACUAGUGGAGGUGAUCUGUAAAAACAAGGGUACAUCACCUUUUAAAAAUAUCUUCAUAUAACAGAGAAAAGUUAAAAUCAUUUGUGUAACAAAAUAAAAAAAUAAACAUAGAGCAGAUACCUGAGAACUGGGUCUUAGAAGAGAGACAAAGAAAGAGAAAAGAAUGGUUGUACAUGAUGGCUGAGGAAUGGCAUUUUUUAGCACAAUUGCCCAUUUGUUGCUCAUUUAUUUUAUUUCUGUGAUGCUAAGUGUUUUGUCACUCCAAAUCUGCCACACCUACCCCUAUCUCAUAUGAAUGAUGUGUGUUUGUUUGAAAAACCAAGAAAAGGGUUGGGAGUCCACAUUUGUCUCAAUGUGAAGAAAACUGAAGCCAUGCAAAAACUUGAGGGGGAAAGGUAAAUCUAACAAUGAGAGGAAGGACUUGCCAAAUUGUUCAUAAACAUGUUAUCUUCUGCCAUAAAAUAAUCUAGUCUAACUCUCAAGGGCAGAGUAAACCUAUAUGAUCCCACUUAAAGUAGAAAGUAUUUCAAUUGUUAAUAGGUCUGUCAUUCUCUCAUAAUGUUCAGUUGCGUUGUAACUAUUCUUAAUAGUUAACUUUCUACAUAAUAUAACUACAAUUGCAGUGUCCUAUUGACUUAUUUCUGCAGGCCAAAUUCUAAAAUUAUAUUUAUAUAUAUAUUUGGUGAAAUGUUUCUGUAGCUGGUUAAUAUUAAAUUACUAAUACUCGAGUGUAGAGUAGUGAAGUCUUACCUGAGGUUAUGUUCAUCCCAGGGGUGACCAAAUCCCAUGACCACUGAAGACAGGACUUAAAGGCCUGGCUACCUCUCCAACUCAGGAUAUAGCUGAAGCGUCAUUCUAGUGUCAGUGCUCCCCCAGGGUUGGCCAAGGCUGUUGUUGGGUCUGCAUUACAGCUCAACUUCCCCCACCUACUCUUCCUCCUCCCCCUGCGUUCUACAGAUCUUGAUCUUAAGUAUAUGCCUUAAUAAAUCCCCUUUAUGCUAAACUCCAUUUCAGAGAAUUCCUCCCAGGAACCCAAACUGAGAGAAAUGGGAACUUCUACUGUCUCUGACUAAUAAAUCAUCAAAUACAGUUUAUUGACUGUAACUACAUGAAGGUGGUACAUAAUUUUAAGAAGGAAGAGUUAGAGACCAAAGGGAAAAAAGUCAUUCUCAGUAGAAAACAAAACAAGGAAAUAAUAGUGUAAUCAUAUAGCUUAUGCAGUAAGAAAUUAGUCUCAGUGAUGACCAGUAUUUAAGGAUCAGUAUAUAAAAGGGCAAUACUUACCUUUUGCCUAUUUACACUCCAAAAUUUUCUAUAUAAUUGUUGAAUAGUAUUCACCAUAUUUAGAUGGUUCUAACCAUAUCUGAAAACAUUAUUUAACUGUCUAAGUUAUACAUCCAAGAAAAGUGUUGCAAUUCUUAUUAUAGGAUGAAAACUAUUUGCAGUUUACUAUACACCAAAUAAGCAGAAGUAAAUGCAACAAAUACAAAUGUUGUACUAUCAUUUGUAGUUGCUUCUCAGUUGUCCUAUCAUUUUGCACUUCCUGUUUCUUAAGGAACUGGUGACCUCGCUUAACAAUGUAUUCCCCCCAGUUUGCAUUCUAUUUUAGGGGCUCUGCUGAUUAAUUUAUUUGGGUUCCUUACUGCAUUUACAUGCUCCAUUCUUACAUUUACACAAUAGUUAUAAUAAGUUUCUCAAAUUAGUGCUGUCAAUUUUUUUUAAUUUAACAUACUGCUUAAGACAAGUCUAACAAUUUAUUUUUUACAGUCUAACAAUUGAGUUCAAGUAACAGAUAGUGGAAGGCUCACUACCUCAAAUGUGACUAUUCAACCACAUUGAGCCUCUGUUUUAGUUGUAAACUCAAGCAGUCUCUCUUCUGCAGCAGCUCUCUUUUCCCUCGUCAGUCUACAGCCCAUCUGUGUUUCUGUUUGGCUGUGUGGCUGCAAUGGAAAAUGGUUUAACUCCCACUUGUCAGGACUCCCUUCUGGCCUUAUAAAAGCACUUUACUCAUUGGGCUGGGUCAAGAUAUUUCCUGAAUAAAAAUAUUAAAUACUGUCCUCCUCCCACAAUGUGUUAUAUAGCCUAUGCGAAAGGUAGAUGUAGCUUAGACGAAUUACUCAACUGUCAAUGACUAUAGUGGACAUUUACAAGAAUGUGAAUGCUUUCUGUAAUAAACUGUCCAAAUAUAGUGGAUUAUCUUAUCACAUUUAGCAUAUUUAUUUUUCUUAAAAUAAACUAUUAAUUUGUUUUUAGAUUAAUGGCAGUAUGUAUCUCAUAGACAUUUAUAGAAUGUU